Molecule: messenger RNA, 5187 nt
Organism: Nanorana parkeri
Lineage: Eukaryota; Metazoa; Chordata; Amphibia; Anura; Dicroglossidae
Gene: DEPDC5
Product: DEP domain containing 5
Exons: 43
Coding region: 144-4880 (1578 amino acids)
Biological process (GO): cellular response to amino acid starvation; intracellular signal transduction; positive regulation of autophagy
Cellular component (GO): GATOR1 complex; lysosomal membrane
Molecular function (GO): GTPase activator activity
Source: RefSeq, a predicted model, not a curated record
CACUGACGUCAUCUCCUGCGACUCGUCACGUGAACUCUUCAAAGUGGUACCCGGGGCUUCCGCUGAUAUAGCCCAGUGCCCGGCCCCGAGAUCAACGUGAGGCUGGCAGGCCGGAGUUACUCAGGAGCAGGGUGCAAGCCGCCAUGAGAACCAACAAAGUCUACAAGCUGGUCAUCCACAAGAAGGGCUUUGGGGGCAGUGACGAUGAGCUAGUGAUAAACCCCAAAGUUUUUCCACAUAUAAAGCUUGGAGACAUUGUAGAAAUUGCUCAUCCCAAUGAUGAAUAUAGCCCUCUGUUAUUGCAAGUGAAAUCACUGAAGGAAGAUUUACAGAAAGAAACCGUCAGCAUUGAUCAGACAGUGGCUCAAGUUUUUCGCCUUAGGCCAUACCAGGAUGUUUAUGUUAAUGUAGCUGAUCCAAAGGAUGUGACACUUGACCUUGUGGAGCUGACUUUUAAGGAUCAGUACAUAGGACGAGGGGACAUGUGGAGACUGAAGAAAAGCUUGGUGAGCUCCUGUGCUUACAUUACCCAGAAGGUAGAGUUUGCUGGAAUCAGGGCACAAGCUGGAGAAUUAUGGGUAAAGAGUGAAAAGGUGACCUGUGGAUACAUUAGUGAGGACACGCGGGUCGUGUUUCGAUCUACUUCUGCCAUGGUGUACAUAUUUAUACAAAUGAGCUGUGAAAUGUGGGACUUUGAUAUUUAUGGUGACCUUUACUUUGAAAAAGCUGUGAAUGGAUUCUUAGCUGAUUUAUUCAACAAAUGGAAGGAGAAGAACUGCAGUCAUGAAGUGACCGUUGUACUUUUCUCUAGAACAUUUUAUGGUGCCAAAUCUACAGAUGAAUUUCCUGAAUCUCAUCGUUCUAAUGCCACUAUCAUUCAGGAUCACAAGGGCAGAUUCUAUGAAGAUUUCUAUAAGGUGGUUGUACAGAAUGAGAGGCGAGAAGAAUGGACAUCACUCUUGGUGACUAUAAAGAAGCUGUUCAUCCAGUACCCAGUGCUUGUGAGACUUCAGAAUGCAGAGUCUUUUCCGCCUGGACAUAACUCGACCUCUGACCAGGGAAACUAUCUGGAAGCUAUUAAUCUAUCUUUUAAUGUGUUUGACAAGCACUAUAUAAAUCGAAACUUUGAUCGCACUGGCCAGAUGUCUGUUGUGAUCACCCCAGGAGUUGGAGUUUUCCAGGUUGAUCGGUCUCUCAUGAUUCUGACCAAACAACGCAUGAUUGAUAAUGGAAUUGGUGUAGACCUGGUGUGUAUGGGAGAGCAGCCUCUUCAUGCCGUGCCUUUAUUCAAGCUGCACAAUAAAAGUAGCCCUGGAGACUCACGUCCUGUGGAUGAUUACAACAUUCCACACUGGAUCAACCACAGCUUCUACACGUCGCAGAGUCAACCACUGAAUAGCAGCUUCACCCCACGCAUCAAACUGGCUGUUCGAAAGAUGAAUAGCGAGAAGGGCAGGAUUGGACGAGAUCCCUCAAUAGGAAGCCCUAAAGAGACAGAGAAUGCUCUACCCAUACAAGUAGACUAUGAUGCUUAUGACUCUCAGGUAUUCAGAUUGCCUGGCCCAUCCAGAGCUCAACGUACGACUACCUUCAGGCCAGUGAGAGAAGCCCAGACGAGAAAAAGUUCUUGUUCUUAUGAUACAUCUUGUAGCCCCUCCCAGCAGAGUCGCCCCUUCCCAGCUGAGGAGGGGCGAAGCCAAGCAUCAGAUGAGAGUUCCCUGGGCAAAAUCUCAAACAUCCUUCUCAUUCCACGGCAACACCUCCACCAGUAUGAAGCCAGCAGUUCUUUGGGAUACACCAGUAACAGAGAUUUUCUGGAGCGGAUGAUGGAAUCUCAACAGCGAGACUCUAGUGCCCCUGGCAGGUUUCACGUGGGUAGUGCAGAAUCAAUGCUGCACAUCCGACCUGGGGGAUAUCACCCCCAAAGGGCACUCAUCAACCCUUUUGCACCAUCACGAAUGCCAAUGAAGCUCACAUCAAAUCGUAGAAGAUGGAUGCACACAUUCCCUGUGGGUCCCUCUGGGGAAGCUAUACAAAUACAUCACCAAACGCGUCAGAACAUUGCAGAUCUACAGGGGAAUGGCCAGAGAGAAUUAGUGCAUUCCUCAGCAGAACUUCUUGAACUUGCUUACCAGGAAGCCACUGGCAGACAUGGAGGUCCUCGCACACCACUGGACAGCAGCUCAUGUGGAAGCAGUGAAGAGUUCUCUGGAAACCCCAGCAUGAAUGGACAGAAGGGCCACAGUGCAGUUAUUAACCACAAAGAGAAAGAAUCCCCUGAUGAGAGCUUACUCUACUGCCCUGAACCUAUGCCUGGCUUCUGCUGCACAGUUGGGGUGGAUUGGAAAUCUCUCACCACCCCUGCCUGCCUACCACUCACCACCGACUACUUCCCGGACAGGCAGAGCCUGCAAAACGAUUACACAGAGGGCUGCUAUGACCUACUGCCAGAGGCUGAUAUGGACAGACGGGAUGAGGAUGGUGCUCCAAUGACUGCUCAGCAAGUUUUCGAAGAAUUUAUAUGUCAGCGUCUGAUGCAGGGCUAUCAAAUUAUUGUUCAGCCCAAACAACCAAAACCCAGCUCCAAUGCACCACCUCCCCUCAGCAGUAGCCCUCUGUACAGACGAGGGUUGGUGUCCCGUUACCACACAGAUGAAGAAAACCAAUAUUGGCUUAGCAUGGGCCGAACAUUUCACAAAGUGACCUGCAAGGACAAAAUAAUCACUGUGACCAGAUAUUUGCCAAAGUAUCCAUAUGAAUCUGCCCAGAUAAGUUACACAUAUAACCUGUGUCCCUUCCACUCUGGCUGUGACUUUGUGCCUAGCUGGGUGGAAUUUUCCCAUGAGCGGUUGGAGGACUACAAGUGGAACUAUUUAGAUCAGUACAUCUGCUCUGCUGGUUCUGAAGAUUUCAGUCUGAUUGAGUCUUUGAAGUUCUGGCGCACUCGAUUCCUUCUGCUUCCCUCUUGUGUUGGACCUACAAAGCGCAUUACUGAGGGGGAGCAGCGCUGUGAUGUGUAUGGAGACCGUCCAAGAUCUGAGCAAGAGGAAGCACAGCUACUAGAUGGCUUCCUGCGAUUCGUGGAGUGUCUAAAUCGCAUCCGCAGGCGUCACAGAUCUGAUCGAAUGAUUCGAAAGGGAACAGGAAUGAAAGGACUGCAGCUUCCAGCUCACCCCCCAGAGCCCCCUGGACCUCCAGUAGGAAAGAAAGGAACCUCUGCACUGUCGGCUCUGUUAGAGUUGGAAUCAAAUCAGAAGGUUUUGGGGGAACAGCAAGCCUUAGCUCAUGCAGGAAAAGCCUCAUGUCAGUCCACAGACCCAGCUGUCACACCAACCUCUGUUGACAGCCCUCGUAAGGAUGGGACCUUCUUUAUGGAUUUUGUUCGCAGCCCACGUACAGCACCAUCAUUCAACCCACAGAUUUCUGUUGACCAAGGAGUCUCCCCUUACGCUGAUGGAAACAUCAGCCUGACAAACAACACCCCUACCUUGACUCAAGCAGGCAAUACAGGAGAGCAGCCAUUUCAAUCAGCUGAGACAAGUGUCCCACAGAUUUCUGGGGGACCAAGUACUCUACCUUCCAGUGCCAGCAUGAGUGAGAUUCUGGAGGCUAUGAAACACCCAAAUACAGGUAUUCCAUUGCUAUCUGAACAAAAGGGCCUUCCUCCAUGCUGCUUUAUCAGUGCUGAAGUUGUACAUUGGCUGGUGAAUAACAUUAGCUGGGUGCAGACUCAAACUGUUGCAAUGGACAUCAUGCAGAAAAUGUUGGAUGAUCAGUACAUUACACAUGCUUCGGGUGAAACACUUAGAACCUUCAUCUAUGGAUUUUACUUAUACAGGAUACCUCCUGAAAGAGAACCUGAAAGAGCCACAACAAACCUGACACAACCAAUCCCAUGGCAUUCAGCUGCAAUGGAGGACUUCACAGCUUUUCAGAGGAAAUGGUUUGAGGUGGCACUGGUGGAAGAGGAGCUGCUCCAUUCUGAAAUCCCACCAUUUCUCCUGCCUUGGUUACCCAGUCGGCCAGCCUCUUAUGCAAGUAGGCACAGUUCUUUCAGCCGCAGCUUCGGAGGAAGGAGCCAGGCCGCAGCGCUGCUAGCUGCCACUGUCCCAGAGCAGAGAACGGUAACCUUAGAUGUGGAUGUUAAUAACCGCACUGAUAGACUGGAAUGGUGCAGCUGCUAUUACCAUGGAAACUUCUCUCUAACAGCUGCAUUUGAGAUCAAGCUGCACUGGAUGGCUGUGACUGCUGCAGUGCUUUUUGAAAUGGUUCAGGGUUGGCACAGGAAGGCAAACUCCUGUGGUUUCCUACUCGUACCUGUUUUGGAGGGGCCAUUUGCAUUGCCAAGCUAUCUGUAUGGAGACCCACUACGUGCUCAGCUCUUCAUUCCCCUUAAUAUUAACUGUCUGGUAAAGGCUGAGAGUGACCAUCUAUUUGAAGGUUUUGAGCCAGAGACCUAUUGGGAGAGAAUGCACUUGUUGCAAGAAGUGAUUGCCUAUCGGUUUGGUUUCAUUCAAGAUAAGUAUUCCGCAUCUGCAUUCAACUUCCCAUCAGAAAAUAAACCUCAGUACAUACAUGUGACAGGUACUGUAUUUUUACAGCUCCCAUAUUCAAAGCGAAAAUAUACCUCAGGUCAGCAGAGACGAAGAAGAAAUUCCACCAGCUCAUCAACUCAAAGUCUGUUUGGUGAAGAAAAGAUAGGUUACAAUUGGGCCUAUAAUACUAUGCUGACCAAAACCUGGCGCUCCAGUGGCACAGGAGAUGAGCGAUUUGCUGAUCGUCUGCUUAAGGACUUUACAGAGUUUUGUGCUAAUCGUGAUAACAGACUUGCUAACUUUUGGGCCAGCUGUCUGGAGAAGAUGAACACAAGUGGACCUUAAAUUUAUCUGCUGUAGAGAUCGCUGAUGACUGGCUUGAGGUGACGUGCAAGUCUGUUUAGGGUUCUGUCUCCUCUUUAAACCUCUAUGAGGACCAAAUGCCUGCAUCAGCUGCUUCCCCUUGCUCCCGGACUUCGUCUGAAAUUAUCUUAGCAGGGUGACUCUGGUGGUUCCCCUAUGGGGAAUGAAGACUUUCAAAAGCAAUAAGGCUCAUUUAUGUUGGCUUAUUUAAUAAGGUGGUGCAAAGUGCAGUGAGUCAAAGCAACCAAUCUAAAUUCAUUCAAGUCAGAUCACUUAAUGGGCCACUAUC